AUGUCCCGUGUAAGGGCUACUGAGUUCGAGGAAAGGGACUACUACCCUGCUCCUCGACGUUCAGCUCCGGAGGGGCUUGAUGAAGUCGACUAUCGUCGUCGCACCGUCACCAUCAGCCCUCCCCCGCGCGAGGAAUCUCGUACACCCGCCUUUUUGCGAGAAGAUACUCGCCGGACAGAAGCUGGUCCCAUGGUCUUGCGCCAGCGUCAAGUAGAGACCAUCGACCGACACCGACCCAGAAGUCCCAGCCCAGUUCGUGUUCGAGAGGAACGCAUCAUUCGAAGGCCACGCAGCAUUUCACCCAGCAGCCAUCACUCGCACGACCAUGACCAUGAGCGUUCUCGAACCAGAGUUUACGAGCGAGAGCGAGUCAGAGAACCCUCUCAACCACCUCCCAGGCGAGCUCCUUCGCCCGCCCGUGUUGUCAGAUACGUUGAGCGACCAAGGUCGCCUUCUCCUCCGCCCGCCCCUCCAGUUGAGGAGCGGGAGCGCAUUCGCACUCGUAUCAUUGAGCGCGAGAGGGCUCCUUCGCCCCCUCCGGUUCCCAAACCUUCUCCUCCACCUCCUCCGCCUCAGACUAUCCGCGGACCAACAAUCGAGCGAGAGGUUAUCACCCACUACCGAGAUAUCGACCAUGGCAUGAUCAAAGCUAGACCCCCUACUCCUCCUCCCCAGCCAAAGCCUCAGCCUCGUGCUCCUUCCCGAGUCCGAGAGCGUGAGACAGAUAUCGAUAUUUCUUUGUCAAAGAACAGAACCGAAGUGGAUGUCACUCGCACAUCGCGCACUCGUUCUCAAAGUCGGGAACGACGAUCCGACUACCGCGAUGACGAACUUGUGGUUCGACGCGAGUCCGAGACGACCCGGCGUCGAGCCCAUUCAGCUGCUCCUCUGCCGACACCCAGUGCUGUGGACGAAGAAGGCGACUAUCUUACCAGCAAGAUUGACUCUCGCGGCCGAAUGGGUGAAGCCUGGGGCGGUGCUACCAAGGACUGGACACUCGUUGAUGUUCCUCCGGGCACUGAACGCAUCCGCAUGGAUGGAGUCGGCGGUGGAAGUACCGAGACGAACUGGACGAGGUACAGUGGUUCCAGGAAGAGUAAAUUCAUUCCUGAGAGGGAUGGCGCUCCCUUACCUGCUCCUGCGCCUUCGCCAAAGCCUAUCCUCAAAGACCCCUCACCCCCGGAUACUCGUGACCGUGUUAAUGUUUCCAUUUACGACCGCGAGAGGGAAAUUGAUAUCGAACGAACACGCGAAACCCGUUCUCGACCUGCUCCUCCACCACCCAAGGACAUGUGGACCGAGAUCACCAAGGAUCUCGUUCUACGUGAAGCUAUAGAGAGCUCUGGAUAUGAAUAUGAGGAGACCAAGGAGUUCUACUACAUCAUGGACUAUCUUAAAUACGACGACGUUCUUCGCCUAGUUGACGUUUCCGAUGAGAUCCGACGAUCUCGAAAGCAGCGCGCGAGAGAACUCGAGUAUGAAAGAGAAUACCAGUUCGACUAUGAGCGCGAUCGUCACCGACACAGCCACCCUCGUUGGGACGAGGUGACGGAACGUGAGACGUUUUAUGACACCCGCCCACCCCGAGGCUACCUGCGUUAA
This is a messenger RNA of Fusarium redolens, 1602 nucleotides long. RefSeq lists its product as uncharacterized. The transcript is spliced from 3 exons. Lineage: Eukaryota; Fungi; Ascomycota; Sordariomycetes; Hypocreales; Nectriaceae. The record is from RefSeq and is a predicted model, not a curated record. Bases 1 to 1602 code for a protein of 533 amino acids.